Molecule: messenger RNA, 2301 nt
Organism: Carlito syrichta (Philippine tarsier)
Lineage: Eukaryota; Metazoa; Chordata; Mammalia; Primates; Tarsiidae
Gene: ZNF677
Product: zinc finger protein 677
Exons: 5
Coding region: 186-1826 (546 amino acids)
Biological process (GO): regulation of DNA-templated transcription
Cellular component (GO): nucleus
Source: RefSeq, a predicted model, not a curated record
UGCGCUCGCGCACGCGCAGUUUCCUGCAGACCCGGAAGCGGAUCCCGCCAGUUGCCGGGCAAUGUCUGCCUACUCAACGUGAAGACAGCAAGGAUGAUGACCUUUAUGAUGAUCUUCUACUUCAUAAGUAACUAAUCUGACCUGAGAAAGAAGCCCAGAAGAAAAGGGAAGAAAGAAAGCAGGGAAUGGCUCUCUCUCAGGGACUGUUUACAUUCAAGGAUGUGGCCAUUGAAUUCUCUCAGGAGGAGUGGGACUGCCUGGACCUCACUCAGAGGGCCUUGUACAGGGACGUGAUGUUGGAGAACUACAGGAACCUGCUCUCCCUGGGGGAGGAUAACUUCCCACCAGAAAUCGAUAUUUUUGCUGGAUUUGCAAACAAGGAGCUAUUACCAAAUGAAGAUAUUAAUAAAGCAGAAUUAUGCCAUCUUGUGAUAUUGGACAAAAAAGGAAGCCAUGGUAUCAAGGGUUUUGACCUCAAAGAAGUCUGGGAAAAUGUGCCUAAGUUUGACAGCCAGUGGAGAUACGAUGCGAGAAAUUACAAAGGAUUUUUGACCUGCAACAAAAAUCUUACUUGUAGAAAACAACAUAAUAAAUCCUCAAUUAACUUUUCUUUAAAGCAUAGUGUUUCCAUAAGAGAAACUGCAUACCAGUAUUUCAUACAUGGCAAACCAUUUAUAAGGAAUUUGUUAAAACUGAAAAAUAACAUAAGCUAUGCUGGAAACAAGUAUAUGAAGUGUUCUGAAAAUAGGAUUGGAUUAAGUUUACAGACACAUCUGGCUGAACGGCAGAGAUUUCAUACUGAGGAGAAAAUCUAUGAAUGUAAUCAAGCUGAGAAGUCAAGCAGCUGUGGUUCCUCAGUUUUACCACUUUCUCCUAGUGUCAAAAACAUUUGCAAUAAAUAUAGGAAGAUUUUAAAAUACUCUUUGUUACCUUCACAGUAUGGGAGAACACAUAUUAGAGAAAAACCAUACAAAUGUGGUGACUGUGGAAAGGCUUUUAGCAAAAGUUCAAACCUCACUAAUCAUCAGAGAAUUCAUUCUGGACAGAGACCUUACAAAUGUAACCAGUGUGGCAAAGCCUUUAACCAGUGUUCAAACCUCACUAGACAUCAGAAAGUCCAUACAGGAGAGAAACCAUAUAAAUGUAAUAUCUGUGGCAAGGUCUGCAGCCAGAAUUCAAACCUUGCAAGUCAUCAGAGAAUGCACACUGGAGAGAAGCCUUACAAAUGUAAUGAAUGUGGUAAGGCGUUUAUCCAGCGUUCACACCUUUGGGGUCAUGAGAGAAUUCAUACUGGAGAGAAACCUUACAAAUGUAAUGAAUGUGACAAGGCCUUUGCUGAGCGUUCAAGCCUUACACAACACAAGAGAAUCCAUACUGGAGAGAAACCUUACAUAUGUCAGGAGUGUGGCAAAGCCUUUAAGCAGUGCUCACAUCUCACUAGACAUCAGAAUAUACACCCUGGCGAGAAGCCACACAAAUGUAAUGUGUGUGGCAAGGCUUUUAUCCAAAGUUCAAGCCUUGUGGAACAUCAGAGAAUUCAUACAGGAGAAAAACCUUACAAAUGUAAUAAAUGUGAGAAGGCUUUUGUCAAACGUUCACACCUUUGGGGUCACCAAAGAACUCAUACUGGGGAGAAACCUUACAAGUGUAAUGAGUGUGGCAAAGCCUUUACUGAACGUUCAAAUCUUACUCAACAUAAGAAAAUCCAUACUGGAGAGAAACCUUAUAAAUGUAAUGAAUGUGACAAAGCUUUUACCCAGUUUGCAAACCUUACUAGACAUCAGAAAAUACAUACUGAAAAGAAACAUUGUAAAUAUACAUGGUAAUGCUUUUAUCCAAAGUUCAAGACCUGGAGAUCAUCAGAGAAUUCGUAGUAGAGAAAAACAUAGCAAAUAUAAUAAUAAUUGAAACAAAACUUAAACAGGGGUUGAAGCCUUACUUGAUAUCAGAAUCUUCAUUGUGAAGAGAAAUCAUAUAAAAAUAAUAUAUGUGGCAAAACCUUUAACCAGGCUCACACCUCAUUUGAUAUCAAAAUGUACAUUUUUGAGAGAAACCACUCAAAUAUAAUGUGCAUGGCAAGCCUUAUCCAAAGUUCAAAUCUUGUGAAAUAUCACAGAAUUCUUAUUGUAGAGAAACCUUACAAAUAUAAUGAAUGUGAUCAGCUUUAUACAAAUUGUAUACCUUUGUGGUUAUGAUAGAUUGUAUUUAGGAUGAAAUCCAUACAAAUGUGGCAAGGCUUAAACAAUGAACUGACUUCAGGAUACACUAAAGAAUUCAUAUUGGAGAGAAACAUUACAAAUG